CUCAAGCCUUGAAUGUUCUGUUUGCAUUCAUCCAUUGCAUUCUAUUCAAUGCUCUUGAUUGCUUGGUAUCUUUUAGCUCCACUGCCUCUUGAUAUUAUCUUUCUCUCAACUUUCUUCCUCUCGUGUUUGAGAACUCUAGUUUACAAACGCCUACUUCCCUUUCCCAUCUGGCUUUCGUUUGCUCUCCUUCACUAUUUCAGUGUAAGACUGGAAGUUAGGACUAGGCAUCCUUCACCUUCCUGAGAGGCUCCUGGAUCCAUAGUCUGAUAUUCUUGUUUCCGCAAAACCUCAUCGCCUUUUUUAGGAGGAAGCAACAAUGUCAUUCAACCAGCGGUUGAGUAUCGCCUCCACGUGCGCAUUUGAGGAUAUAGGAGUGAGGAUCCCCAUUCGAAAAAAGGAGUCCCCUGAACCUGCUUACAUUGGUGUAAAACUAGGUCAGGGAAUUACAGCAGGAACUCAGGUUUGUUCUUACCAGUCCAUGGAUGAGAUAUUUUAUAAAGCUGAACAGUUCAAGUGAAACUAUACCCCAGUUGGAUUGUCUUUUCGAGUAUUCUAGACCGGACGAUAUCAUCACAGUCAAAGGAAAUACGGAUGGUUUCGAGUCUGAGUUGGUGAAGGUGAUGUCCGAGUUCAUCGAGGAGCAGAAAAACAAGGACUUGUUGGAUGUAAGUCUCUCCAGCUAUUUCUUUAGCAAGUAUCCAGAGUUAGAGCUAAAAUCCCUGGAAAGAUGCCACGCGUUCGACAGUUGGAAGUCCCCGCUCUCCUUGAUGAUGGAAUGGAUCCCAUCGUUGACAGUCCCAAGGAAGUCCAAGGCGAGACUCUCUUGGCUCUAGAUAGCGACUCAGAAGAAGAGCUUGUGCCAAAUAUCAUCGGUGGAGCCACCAAAUACUGGUUGUCCCCAGGAGGGGGUUUGGGGUGCUUUGCUACUGGUUUCCGGAACGUCUUGGCUGAAGUUGCGAAGUUGACUGGAACGAGGAUAUCUGUCAUCGAUAACCGCAAAGGAAUCCAGAUCUCUGGGAAGGGCUCUGAUGUGGACGAUGCCUUUGCGAAGUUAGCCGGGUUAGAGAAGCCCCUGGCUCUUAUAGCAAAUCCUCAAUCCGUGAAUCUUGCUUUUACCUCAGAAGAUACCCGCCUCCAAAUAAAGAGCUAUGGCAGUCUAAAUAAUGUGGCCCUCCGUCGCAUAUUAACAGAUCCCUAUGCAAGCUCAAACCUCGGAUUGCAUGAGGCAUACGUGACUGUGCUGAUUUACUACGAUGUUGAAGCUGAAUCAUUUACUGUGCCCGAAAACCUUCGCAAUCCUCCACACGCGACUAAUGAGCCUGGGCAGUCACGUAUUUGGACAGACUUUACUUUCCAGGAGCUAGGGAAAGGAAAUACCUUCAUCAAUCUCCAACCAAGCUUUGAAAAAGAUCCGCAGGCUGUGUCGACCAGGAUUGUUGCUUCCCACCCAUACUUAACAGCUGAGAAGGCUAACUUAGUCAAUAAAUGGAGGGCUGAUACAGGAGCAGCCGAACUACUCCCUGAGAUCAACGACAUCUUACAACCAACACUCUCCAGUGAAGAAGCAGUGCCCCCGCCACCUGCAAAGAAGACUCCUAGAAUCAAGACUCGCAGGGCAGUAGCCCCCCAAGGCCAGAUAGUUAAACAAGUGAAGCCUGAAAUCCCUAGUGGAACAGCUCCCAUUACUUCCGAGAAGACGAAAGCUAUUGUUUCCAAUUCCGGGCGAAAAAGUUCCCUUCCUCCCCGCAGGAAAUGGGCUAUGACUUAUCAGCCGCUUUCUAAUAAUGCAGCAGGUACUUUAGACGAGAAGGACGGCGAGCCUGUUUCUAAAGCCCUAGCAGAAGCAGCCCCUGAUCCUUCCUCAGUUCCGGUUCCUCAAACCCCAGAGCGUAAAUCUCGAGUGCCCAUAAAUUUCGAUGCUAGCAAAUAUGGGCUGAAUAGCGACUCGAGAUAUGUGUCCAAGGAUUCGAAGGCGGGUUCAACUCAGAAGAUUAGUUCUCCUUCAAAAACCCCUAACAAGAGUCCACGAAAACAGAGCUUACUCGUCGAUGUUUUGGCUCCGACAAUUAAUUUACAACCCAACAUUCAACCUUUAAUCUCUUUCGACCAGCCUGCAUUGGUCCCGCAGAAUUUACCAAUCCUGGAUAGUCUGGAAGACCUUCAAGAUCCCUGCACGCAGAAGCAGAGCGUCCUGAACACCGCAAAUACAAGCUCAUCAGAUGAAGCAAUGAACGAGAGUGUCCUAGAAAAUAAGCUUGCCGUCCUGGGAUCGAAUCGUGCCUCGGAUGUCACAUCUAUGAAAGAAGAGAGGACCGACGAUAUUGAAAAAAGGCUGUCCUCUCUGAAGAGCCUGGCUUUUAGACAAGAAGCAGAAAUAGGAAGUAAUGGAGGUAUGAGAAUGGGAGUUCAAGGUCCUCCACGGUCCCGGUUUGCAGAUCUGGAUUUUAUGAGCGUAAGAAUUGCAGACCUGGAGAAAGACGACGACACAGAGGGGAAACCAGGGAUAGACGAGCUGGAUUCAAGGAAGUUUCAUCGGACCAUGCUUCACAAAACUGCCAAGCUGAGUGAGAAGGCGAAAGCUCAGAAAGCAAAACGCCAAGCCACGCUUGAAGAUGCCUGGGGAUGGCUGAAGAAGCCCAACAAGGAGGCCAAUGUGCCACAGUCAGAAAAGAAAGCAGCCGAUGAUAUCAAGGAAAAACUAUCAUUGGGUGUAGCUGAAGCCAAAAGCGUGAAGCCGGCAAUGCCCAACUUCCAGGAACAGCAGCGCUUGCAAGUCGGCACGAGCAUGGAUGAUUACAUCAAGCACCUGUUUGAGGCAUUGAAGCCUAUCUUGGAUGCCGCUGAAUACUUCCCCGGAACGCUAACCCUGGAGUGCCAGGUUGGCCUCAUUCUGAUCCCGCUUCUUCCGAAGACUUAUAGAGAAAACACGUUGAUAUCGACGAGCGAAUGGAACAGGAUCUUCCAACCGCGAAAUGGCCUUCCCCCUCCCACCACGAAAUUCAUUAACAGACUCACAACGUCUGGAGCAGAUGUAGACUACAUCGUCGAUAUGAAAAGGUCGAAAGCCGAAGGCAAGGCCCGUCUUUUUGAGCAGGAGUACACUGACUAUAGCGUGGUCUAUGAGUACCAUUGUCGGACCAACGCCGAUCAGAUCCUCAUUAUCACUAUUGACGAAACUGGAAAAUUCAGUGUGAGAGGCUCCACAAAAACACUCGGGGCAGUUAACCUGCAUUUCCCUAGACAGACUUGGGAUGCGAGCAUUGUCGUCAGCGGCGUCAUGGAACAUAAUUCUGUUAAUUUAGAAAAGGAUAUUCGGGACGCUGUUCAGUACAUCAUCGACAGCCUUUGGGUCCAGCCUGACAGAUCCCUUAGUCGGAUAUUCACUCGAGUCCCUAAGGACAACAAGCUUGCUAUUGAGAAGGUUUUCAUGAAGAGAUGGACCCGUCAUCGCUAUAUCCGCCUUGGCGAUGCUUUAAAAGAUACCGAUACCUUAUCACCAGAAGACCGUGGCGCUGAGACGGUGGAGAAGAGCGAAACGUAUUCAUCGGUGGACCAGACCAGUGCGACUAGUCAGUCAUCCAUCGAGAAUCAGGAUAUUUUCCUCCAGAUCAUGGAAGUUCAGGACUUAUUCCUGGGUACAAACCCAUUGGACCCGCAAGCCGUAAGAGCCAACUGCGCCCCGAUCCGUGAGAUGGUCGAAAAGGGAAGACAGUGGUAUGAGGUAUCCGUGGUUAGCCCUUCUAUUGAAGCUAUUCUCAAAGCGAACUCUAAUCUGGAGAUGGGUGAACGCACCGAUGACUGGCGAAGCUUGGAUCUCUUGGGUAACGACGCGUCUAUCGUGCUGCCUGACAGUAAUGCAACUGCCCGGCCAGCCCUCUCCCGCGUUGCCUCUGUCAUCGGAGACGCUGGUCUUGGGGAAAUGCUCCGUCUGACAAAGAUGGUCGUCGAGAAAAUAGACGGGAUCGGGGUUUUCAACGUCGGACCUUAUAUCGACAGAGAGACUGCCGAAGAAGUGAACUUCGCAGGUCCGACCGUAGCACUUUCAACCGUAGGUCCUCUCGUCAAAGCUGAAGCAAAGGGCGUUGAUUUUGAUGAACUGGAGAGCAUCAAAGGAGUGGGAAGUGCAAGCCAGGCUAUUCCGCCUGCUAAGUCUCGCGAACUGGAGGAAUUGGAGUUCUGGUAGUUGCUUCGGUACAUGGAGGUAGCUCCCCUGCAUCUAUUUUUUUUUUUUUUUUUUUGAAUGUGAGAUUCUGAUGGACUUCGUGUCGCACCAAACAAUCAUCUCGCGCACUGUUGGCAUACAGCACUCUUUUCAGAAAAGGAAAUUAUCCUGAAAUGGUUUAUCGUAACCAAGUUGAUGUGACAGUUUAUAGUUAUUUGUUUAUUUAGCGAUAGACUGAACUCAUCACACUAUUUUUUUCUUGGGACAAU
Molecule: messenger RNA, 4431 nt
Organism: Monascus purpureus
Lineage: Eukaryota; Fungi; Ascomycota; Eurotiomycetes; Eurotiales; Aspergillaceae
Source: the annotation of a GenBank genome assembly